AUGCACAGCCUCAUUGCGCAUUCGCUACCGCCGGCCAAAUCACAGUCGGCAAUGGACAAGGGACGCAGCCAAGGCCGGCCUAGCCAAGACGACCCGGCGUCGUCCCUCAAGCUCUCGGCGUACGACCAAGCCUCGCAAUCCGGUCGAGGAGUCCAGUGGCCGUCUGCAUCGCCGCCCUCACUCGGCAACUCGGCCGCUUCUGCCGACCAUAGUCCCCAGGGCAGCACUGUGGGCCAGAGAGUGCCGCCCAGAAUGCCAGCACGCCACGGCGUGUCGGGGCGGCGCACCGUGUCGACGAGGAGGGCAGGUUCCCUUGAAGUCAUCACUGAGGUCCCGUCGUGGGAGGAGGGAGACGAUACCGGCGAGGAGAAGCGAUUGCUCUCGCAAAAACAAGAGGCUCUCCCAGCUGGCGGCUGCUGGUCGUGGCUAUGCGCCAAAGGCAAACAGGCACUGAGACUCCGACAUCCACGACCAGCCAAGCCUCUCGACUCCAACUCUCGAGAAGCCAACAUCCCAGCUCGGACCAGGCAAACGCAGAGGCCCGAGGCACCGCAAGAAUUUUCCCCUAGACCACGGCGGUUCUCCAAGCCACUGAGCCCUGCAGGGUCUCGUCAAGAGCCCACCGGGAAAGGAGCGCUGCCUGCUCGUCAGCCAAAUACCUCCAUGAAUUCCAUGCCGGGUCCGGGCCUGAGACGGAGCAAUGGUCGGCGCGGGCGUUGUCGAGCGCCGUUUACUAGGGAUGAGUCGGAAAGGGCGCGCCAGACGGCAGACGGCGAGAUACAGCAGAUGAACCAUGAAACCUACGCCGGCAUUAAUUGGCAGCAUCCGUUCCUGGGGCUCUAG
This is a messenger RNA of Hirsutella rhossiliensis, 843 nucleotides long. RefSeq lists its product as uncharacterized. The coding region runs from base 1 to 843 and encodes 280 amino acids. NCBI's taxonomy places the organism in Eukaryota, Fungi, Ascomycota, Sordariomycetes, Hypocreales, Ophiocordycipitaceae. The transcript has a single exon. The record is from RefSeq and is a predicted model, not a curated record.